Molecule: messenger RNA, 2648 nt
Organism: Coregonus clupeaformis (lake whitefish)
Lineage: Eukaryota; Metazoa; Chordata; Actinopteri; Salmoniformes; Salmonidae
Product: repressor of RNA polymerase III transcription MAF1 homolog
Exons: 8
Coding region: 616-1350 (244 amino acids)
Biological process (GO): negative regulation of transcription by RNA polymerase III
Cellular component (GO): nucleus
Molecular function (GO): RNA polymerase III core binding
Source: RefSeq, a predicted model, not a curated record
AAACGAAAAAUUCGCCAUUUUCCGUUUUUCUACGUCGUCUUUUGAAUCAAAUAACCAAUGAGCGGAUGAUACAUGGACCGGGUCGAGUACAGUGGAUUGAUUCGGUUUUCAUCGUUGCUGUUGUGUUUUGCUUUCAAGUAAUCAGUAACGACAAAUAGCACAGGGACAGAAGUGCGAAAUAGACUGAAGUGCAAAAUCGGUUAGAAAAGGCGACUUGAUCGGACAGAAACCGUACUAACGUUAGCUAGCUAAUCUCUGUCAAAUUAAACACGUCAAAAGGGAUGCCGCUGAAAUCCAAAUCAGACAGAUAUUUGGAUUUAAUGUCGUCUCAUUUAAUCGGCAGAAGCAGUUUUUCGAUAAAAGGUUCUACGAUAAAUCAAUUUCGAAGCAGCGUAUUUUUUAAUUGCUGAAUUUUAGGAACUAGUAGGUAACGUUAGUCUGACGAAUUGAAAUCACGGACCGACAGUGCUAUGCUAACAUACUAGCUAAUUUGGCUGGACAGACAACAACAAAUCUGUUUUGCAUCAUUGCCAAAGAAGAAACAUUGAGAGUGAAAUUGGUGAAGACGUUUCAGUUCCACAAAGCGUUUCGACAUUAUAUUUGACUUUGGCAGCAAUGAAACUGUUAGAGAACAGCAGUUUUGAAGCUCUGGGCUCUCAACUCUGUGUUGAAACGGGAGAGUCUCACAUCCUGGGCAGAAUCGAGAGCUACUCCUGCAAGAUGGCUGGUGAUGACAAGCACAUGUUUAAGCAAUUUUGCCAGGAGGGGGAGCCACAUGUCCUAGAGGCCCUCUCACCCCCCCAGUCCAGCGCCACCAGCCCACCCCAACUAGGGAAGAGCAGUGAGGACGGCGAAAACCCUCUGAGUGACAAGUGUUGCAGGAAGACCUUGUUCUACCUCAUCACCACGCUCAACGAGUCGUUCAGGCCCGACUACGACUUCAGCGCAGCCCGGGCCCACGAGUUUAGCCGGGAGCCCAGCCUCAACUGGGUGGCGAAUGCAGUAAACAGCAGCCUGUACUCAUCAGUUGGAGUGGAGUUCAACUCCCUGGGGCCGGAGCUGUGGAACUCCAUCGACGAGGAAAUUUGCCUGCAGGAAUGUGACAUAUACAGCUACAACCCUGACCUGGACUCAGACCCCUUUGGGGAGGAAGGCAGCCUCUGGUCCUUCAACUACUUCUUCUACAACAAGAAGCUGAAGAGGAUUGUAUUCUUCACCUGUCGCUCCGUCAGUGUCUUGAGUGGGUAUGGCCGCGGUUGUCUGGACAACGAGUUGGACAUGGAGCUGGAUGAUGAAGAGGAGAUGGAUGGAUUCACUGAGGACAGGUUCCCCAGAGCUCUUUGUGUCUAAUGCUAUAGAGAUGGAAGACACGCCCAGGCCAAACACAACCUCCUCCCCCUUUCCCCUUUCCCCUUUCCCCUAUCCUGUUUCUUUUUUCUGUUUAUUUCUUUGUCUCAAUGUUCUGUAUAGCCUGACCCAUGUAGAGGAAAUGCAUUCACCCCCCCAUUGACAAGUGCAUGUUUCACGCCUUUCACAUCAGCUGGAUCCGACGUAUAACGUGAAGGACAUUUUCUAAAUGCCCAAGUCUCCUGUUGAUUGUGCUCCCUCUAUCCUCCAUUGUCACAGAGCUAAGAACUGACUGUGCCUGAUCAUUUGAUGGAAGGACCUUCCUAUGCCUCUCAAACCACAUCCUCUUGACUCCAAACCAGCCUCUGCUUGGAUGCUGCACUCUCAAAGAAACCCUCCCAAUUCCUAUUGGACCUGUCUUGGAUAUUUAUGGUCAAGAGAGGCCAUGGACAGCUAACCCUGACAAGCAAGAAUCCUCUUUUAUUGAAGAUCGCAGCAAAUGAUGUCACAGAAACCAGUGUGUAAGUGGAGAUAGAAGUCCACAGUGCAACACCAGCAUCAGCGAGAGCCGUGGAAGGGGAGGGGAGGGGCUAAUUACAUCAAACCCCUCCUCCAAUCCCACACUGCCACACUGGGUAGAGGGUGGGACAACGACAGCUAAUUCGAUUGACUAUCUAUCCAGUUGAUUUCCAUUUGUGACUGCGUCCUUUGUGUGACUUUUAUGCUUGACAGUGAUGUUACUGUGAGAACUUUUAUAGCUCCAAGUUUUGAAACAAAUGCUGCUUUUGUAAUGGAAACAUUGUAAUAUGUUAUGUUGUCUUAUUACUGGACAUGACCUGUGUAGAUGGGAUAUUGAGAUGACACUGCCAAGGAAAGCAUUAUGACAUCAGACUUGCAGCUUAUACAAGAUAGCACUUUCAUGAGCUCCUCUGUCACAAUGUUCUGUCUAUCAAUAACCAUAUUCCUCAAUGUGUGAUAUUCUGGUUCCCUUAUGAUUGAGUUAGGCUAACCUAUUGUACAACUUAUACCCAUUUUCCACUGCUACAAUCAUCCAUUUAUUUUAUGCUCAAACAUUACAAAGGCUUUGAUGUAAAGCCAAGUGAAUGUACUGAACACAGGCAGCAAAGGCAUCAGUGAUAUUUCCAGUAAUGUUAUUAACAUGUUUUACAGUAUUUUUUAGAAAGAAAGACCCUUUUAUCUCUGUAUUCCCUGUGUAAGGCUUGUGAACUACCAUGAUGACUUCUAUUCAGGACUUGUUUUGAUUAUACAGUAUAUGUUAAUAAAGUUGUGUUUGAACCAAA